CCGCCACCGAUUUAGGCGGUGGAGCUGUCGCGCGGAGCCUCUCGAUUACGUCGAGGAUUAGAAGGAAGUUUCCGUGGCUUCGGUCAAUGUCGUCGGCGUCGUCGGAGAGUGUAGCCGCCGUGGAGGAUCCGGUGGUGACGGCGCGUAAUGCAAGGAAGAUGAGAGUGAAGCUUGAACGGACAAGGUCGAGCGCGCAGAGAGCGUUGAAAGGUUUGAGAUUCAUAAGCAAGUCCGGUGAAGCCAGUGACGAGUUGUGGAGAAAGGUGGAAGAAAGGUUCAGUUUUUUGGCAAAGGAUGGGUUGCUCGCUAGAGAAGACUUUGGUGAAUGCAUUGGGAUGGAGGAUUCCAAGGAAUUUGCUGUUUGUAUUUUUGAUGCAUUAGCUCGAAGGAAGGAAAGCAAAGUGAGUAAAAUUACGAAAGAAGAGUUGCAUCAAUUCUGGUUGCAAAUUUCGGACCAGAGCUUUGACGCCCGGCUUCAGAUUUUCUUUGACAUGGCAGACAGUAACGAAGACGGAAGAAUUACAAGGGCGGAAGUACAAGAGCUCAUAAUGCUCAGUGCUUCUGCAAACAAGCUAUCGAAGCUUAAAGAACAAGCUGAAGGAUACGCUGCGUUAAUAAUGGAAGAAUUAGAUCCAGAAAACCUGGGUUAUAUAGAGCUGUGGCAGCUAGAAAUGUUGUUGCUACAAAAGGAUAGUUACAUGAACUACAGCAGACAACUCAGCAGCGCAAGUGUAGGCUGGAGUCAAAAUAUGAGCGGUUUGAGGCGCAGAGAUGAGAUCCAAAGAUUCCUGAGGACACUCCAAUGUCUUGCAUUAGAAUAUUGGAGAAGGGGCUGGAUUUUGUUACUGUGGUUGGUUACCAUUGGUUGCCUAUUUGCCUGGAAAUUUUACCAGUAUAAAAACAAAUCAUCUUUCCAAGUCAUGAGCUACUGCAUACCAGUAGCCAAAGGUGCUGCAGAGACCCUGAAGCUCAACAUGGCUCUAAUUCUCUUGCCAGUUUGUCGAAACACAUUGACAUGGCUUCGUUCUACCAGAGCCAGGAAAUUUGUCCCUUUUGAUGACAAUAUUAAUUUCCACAAGAUGAUUGCGUUUGCCAUAGCUGUUGGAGUCGCGGUUCAUGCUGGUAAUCAUUUGGCAUGUGAUUUUCCCCUCCUCGUAAAUUCAUCUCCAGAAAAAUUUUCACUAAUAUCUUCAGAUUUCAAUAACAAAAAACCCACAUAUAAAACACUUCUGACCGGUGUAGAAGGCGUAACUGGAAUCUUAAUGGUUACUUUGAUGGCAAUCUCUUUCACUCUGGCAACUCACCACUUCCGGAAAAGUGCGGUCAAGCUUCCUCCACCAUUUAACAGAUUGACCGGCUUUAACGCAUUCUGGUACUCACACCACCUUCUUGGCCUCGUCUAUGUUCUGCUUCUCAUCCAUGGAUCAUUCUUGUAUUUGACUCAUGGGUGGUACCAAAAAACGACAUGGAUGUAUAUCUCUGUUCCACUGCUGCUUUACGUUGCAGAGCGUACUCUACGCACUCGUAGAUCAGCACAUUAUACAGUAAAAAUUCAGAAGGUGUCGGUGCUACCAGGAAAUGUGUUCAGCUUAAUCAUGUCCAAGCCUAAUGGAUUUAAGUACAAAAGCGGACAGUACAUAUUUUUACAAUGCCCAAAAAUCUCUCCCUUUGAAUGGCACCCAUUCUCCAUUACCUCAGCGCCUGGAGAUGAGUACCUGAGUGUUCACAUUCGCACAGUUGGAGACUGGACCCAAGAACUUAAGUUUCUCCUCACCGAAGACGACGAAGAUAAAUUACCUCCGGUUAAUUGUCGGGCAACGUUCGGUGAACUAAUGCAAAUGGAUCAAAGAGGGCAAAGUUUUGGUACACACAGACAACCGAGACUGCUUGUUGAUGGCCCUUACGGAGCCCCAGCACAAGAUUACCAGAAUUUUGAUGUACUGCUCCUCAUAGGACUAGGAAUAGGAGCAACUCCUUUCAUUAGCAUUCUAAGAGAUCUUAUCAGUGACACUAGAACAAUGGAUGAAUUAGCGGAGUCAAACACAGAAACAACGAGAUCAGAUGAGAGCUUCAAUAGUUUCACAUCCUCCAAUUUGACGCCAGGAGGAAACAAGAGAUCACGAAGGACUACAAAUGCUUAUUUCUACUGGGUUACAAGGGAACCUGGUUCUUUUGAAUGGUUUAGAGGAGUAAUGGACGAAGUUGCAGAGAUGGACCACAAAGGUCAAAUUGAACUUCACAACUAUCUUACUAGUGUCUACGAAGAAGGGGAUGCGAGAUCAACCUUAAUCACCAUGAUCCAAGCACUGAACCAUGCCAAACAUGGUGUUGACAUCUUAUCAGGCACUCGAGUAAGGACACACUUUGCAAGGCCUGAUUGGAAGGAAGUUUUCACCAAGAUUGCCUCUAAACAUCCGUAUUCUACAGUAGGGGUGUUUUAUUGCGGGAUGCCGGUGUUGGCAAAGGAACUAAAGAAGCUAUCUCUUGAGCUGAGCCACAAGACAACUACACGCUUCGACUUUCACAAGGAGUACUUUUGAUAUAGGAAAUGAAAUUCAAAC
This is a messenger RNA of Abrus precatorius (Indian licorice), 2561 nucleotides long. Its product is annotated as respiratory burst oxidase homolog protein E. Gene Ontology annotation, cellular component: plasma membrane. Bases 87 to 2540 code for a protein of 817 amino acids. Lineage: Eukaryota; Viridiplantae; Streptophyta; Magnoliopsida; Fabales; Fabaceae. The transcript is spliced from 14 exons. Gene Ontology annotation, molecular function: NAD(P)H oxidase H2O2-forming activity; peroxidase activity; calcium ion binding. The record is from RefSeq and is a predicted model, not a curated record.